UACCUUUAGAGAGAGAGUAAUCUAUGUGGAGAAAUUAUUUUAUUAAGCUCAUCUUUAGCAUACUAGACAGAACUUGAAGUCUAACUUUAAUGUUGUACAAUAUAUUUUAAUGAGGAACCAAUAGUAACAAUUUAAAUUCUAUUGUCGUGCAUUGAAAAUCUUCCUCAAAGUUUAAAUGCACACAUUGAUGCAAUCUUAUUAUCUAUUAUUAUCGUUUAUAUAGGUUAUAAAUCUUAAAUUUAAUUAUUUAGGGUAGAUGUACUCUUAAGAAUACAAGAUAAUUGAUAAAAUAAAAAUACCAAGAUCAAAAUGUCCACCAGAUGGUAUCCUCUGUAUCAAAAAGGUAAUCCACAGCUUAGGAUAUUUUUGCCAAACUUUUGGCUAAAAUUAAUUCAACCAAAAUAUAAACAACCCAAAAAUGUAGUACAAUUUGAAUGCUCUAUGGAAAUGACAAGAUACGAUGUGAUUAAUUAUUUAGACAAAAUUUAUAACGUUAAACCUGUUGAUGUGAGAACAAGAAUAGCACUUGGAAGAUGUAAAAAACUACACGGUCGUUAUUAUGUUAUUAAAGAAGAUGAUGUCAAGCUUGCUUAUGUUGUUUUAGAUAAAAAUCAAUCAUUUACAUUUCCUGAUCUUUUCCCAGAAGAAAAAAACAAACAAGAACCAAAUUUGGAUGAUGUAAAACAAGAUUUUAAGUUAUAUCUAAAAGAUUGUAAAGAACCAAGUGAUCCUGGAUGGUUCAGAAUUUAGUUUUCAUAUAUUGAUCACAUUAAAAAAAAUAUUUUUUCGUUCCUAUUAUUUAAAGAACAUAAUCUAAUAUAAAAAGAAAAACAAUAAAGACAGUUUAGUUUUUAGUAACAUACAGCAAAAUUUGUAAACAUCGAGUGUUGUUUUUAUCUAUUGAUAAAUUUAUUUUCAUUUUGUCUAAAAUUAGUAAUUCAGUAAAAAAAGAAGGUUAGUUAUAUAAAAUGAUAAUGUACAGAUUAAUUUAUCGUAAUUGUCAUCAUGAGAUCAUGUUCUCUCAACAACGAAGACAUUUCGUAACAUUUUAUAAUCAAUAAAAAAAUAUUAGAGUGCAAUAUUACGAUGUUUGUUACAAAUACAUUGAUCCAAUGGAAAA
Polistes canadensis is the source of this 1120-nucleotide messenger RNA. It is a transcript of the gene mRpL23, whose product is annotated as 39S ribosomal protein L23, mitochondrial. Gene Ontology annotation, molecular function: structural constituent of ribosome. The transcript is spliced from 3 exons. Lineage: Eukaryota; Metazoa; Arthropoda; Insecta; Hymenoptera; Vespidae. The record is from RefSeq and is a predicted model, not a curated record. Bases 310 to 750 code for a protein of 146 amino acids. Gene Ontology annotation, biological process: mitochondrial translation. Gene Ontology annotation, cellular component: ribosome; mitochondrial large ribosomal subunit.